CGCUGGGUGCAUCGCACCGGUCGGGGCGUUCGGCGCGCCCUCGCUGCUGGGAGUGGCGGUGGCCGGGCUGGGCGCCGGCGGGGGCCAGCGGCGGCGGCGGCGGCGGCGGCGCGGCUGGAAAAUGCCCGUGCACUCCCGAGGGGACAAGAAGGAGACGAACCACCACGAUGAGAUGGAGGUGGACUACGCGGAGAACGAGGGCAGCAGCUCGGAGGACGAGGACACCGAGAGUUCGUCGGUGUCCGAGGAUGGCGACAGCUCAGAAAUGGAUGAUGAAGACUGUGAAAGAAGAAGAAUGGAAUGCUUGGAUGAAAUGUCUAACCUUGAGAAACAGUUUACCGAUCUCAAAGAUCAACUUUAUAAAGAACGAUUAAGUCAGGUGGAUGCAAAACUACAAGAAGUCAUAGCCGGAAAAGCACCUGAAUAUUUGGAACCACUGGCAACUUUGCAAGAGAAUAUGCAAAUUCGUACAAAGGUAGCAGGAAUUUAUAGAGAGCUCUGCUUAGAAUCUGUAAAGAACAAAUAUGAAUGUGAAAUACAAGCUUCUCGCCAGCAUUGUGAGAGUGAAAAGCUUUUGUUAUAUGAUACAGUCCAGAGUGAACUAGAGGAGAAGAUAAGAAGACUUGAAGAGGACAGACACAGUAUUGAUAUUACAUCUGAGCUAUGGAAUGAUGAACUUCAGUCAAGAAAAAAGAGAAAAGAUCCAUUCAGUCCUGACAAAAAGAAGCCCGUUGUUGUUUCAGGUCCAUAUAUAGUUUAUAUGCUACAAGAUCUUGAUAUUCUUGAAGACUGGACAACAAUUAGGAAGGCGAUGGCUACGUUGGGUCCACACAGAGUGAAAACAGAACCACCUGUGAAACUGGAAAAGCAUUUGCAUAGUGCUAGAUCUGAAGAGGGAAGAUUAUAUUAUGAUGGUGAAUGGUAUAUACGCGGACAAACAAUAUGUAUCGAUAAAAAAGAUGAAUGUCCUACAAGUGCUGUAAUUACAACAAUUAACCAUGAUGAAGUUUGGUUUAAGAGAACUGAUGGAAGCAAAUCUAAGCUUUACAUUUCACAGUUACAGAAAGGAAAAUACUCAAUUAAACAUUCGUAAUCAUGAUUUAAGUAUUAUCUAAGCCUACCAAGUAUGAUGUGCCAUGGGGGUGAAAAUGAAUUCAGUAACUUAAUAUUCUCAUCGAGUCAUGAGAGACGAUAUUUGUGGGUAAUACUUGAAGUAGAUCUCAUACUGGUAUGUUAUUAAAAGAUACGGUAAUAAAAGUUUAAUCAGGAUCAUACUUUUAUUCACCGAUAGGAUCAGUGGCAAAAGGCAUAUAUGGUAGGGAUUCCUUAUUAAAUUUUUUCUUUGUUUUUUAAAAACAUCUUGCAAGUCUUUUUUAUCUUUAGUGAUCUAUGUUGCUAAAUGGUUAUCUUUAUCUGCAAUAUUUUUUAUUUUCCAUAUCAAGUAUUUGUAAAUAAACCUGAUGAAAUGUUUCCUAUAAAUGGUUUGUACUAGUCCAUCUGUGUUAAAUCAGAACUGAAAUUUAAACAUAUAUGUGAGUAUGUAUAUAUGGCCUCAUCAGCUUAUUUAGAACUGAUGGCCUUACCUUACAAUCUUAUUUUAUCCCAAAUCAAGCUAUUGGGUUUGAAAGCUAAAAGGAGCACUUUUGUAGAGUAGCAGUUUUCCUUUUCCUUGUCCUUCAUUGUAUGGUGGUGACCUAUUUUUACAAAUUAUAUGUAAUGUUAAUUAGUAAAAUCAGUGUCAAGUUAUAACAUGCUUCUACAUGUAUUUCUUGUGAUUUUUUUUAAAGGGUCGUCGGCAUUUAAGCCUGGUAUUUAUGAUGCAGUAAGUGGUGAACAGUGACUGACAGUAUUGUGGUGCUUGCUCUACAUGUCUGAUUUUUUUUAAUGGAAACAGAUUUUUAGUGAGCAAUUUCCAGAGGUAAAACUAGGUUCUUAACCUAAUUUUAUUUCCAGGCAAAAUAGGAAGGAAUGAUUUCCUUGAGUCUAUCUCCAAAUUAAUUAUUAUUUUUUAAUCUUGGCAUUUUUACACUUUAAGGCCUCUUGGUGCAAUUUAGAAAGUUUGGCUUCUCUUCCCUUAGCUACAUUCAAAAUUUACUUCUAAACCCUCAGGAACAGUACAAAGUCUCAAAACCUUCAGUAUAGCAGCAUAGUUGGCUGUACUAUAUAAAAGGGUAUAACCAAAUCAAGUAUUCCUGGUGGUCUUGUGCACUUUAGUUUCUGUUAAAAUGAAACUUAAGAACGAAGAGAUCUACUUAUCAACACACCGGCAGGACUAUCUGCAUUAUUCCGUUUAUUUUUCUUACUAUUUUACCUCUGCAAAUCCCAUUUCGUGCAGAUCACUACUUCAUAGUUGCCAAAUGUUAAAAUGUUUAACUUCUGAAAUUCAUUAUCAACAAAGUUAAGUACUUUGUUCUGUUUCUGAUUAACUUCUGCAUAUGUACAUAAUGUCAUGAUUGGAUUGUAUUUGACAGAUUUAUGUAUACAAUUUCAUAAGCAUUUUUAAUAAGAUUUGUAUUUUUAAAUUUAGUAUAUAAUAAAAUAUGUGUUUCAGUGUCA
This is a messenger RNA of Suncus etruscus (white-toothed pygmy shrew), 2556 nucleotides long. It is a transcript of the gene BRMS1L, whose product is annotated as BRMS1 like transcriptional repressor. Gene Ontology annotation, cellular component: Sin3-type complex. Gene Ontology annotation, biological process: negative regulation of transcription by RNA polymerase II. The transcript is spliced from 10 exons. The record is from RefSeq and is a predicted model, not a curated record. Gene Ontology annotation, molecular function: histone deacetylase binding. NCBI's taxonomy places the organism in Eukaryota, Metazoa, Chordata, Mammalia, Eulipotyphla, Soricidae. The coding region runs from base 122 to 1093 and encodes 323 amino acids.